AUGUGGUACGAAAUCCUAUAUGGAGGUGUUUUUGGUAUUACCAGCUUUAGCGUUUUAUUUAAUGUUCCAUUAUAUAUCAUUGUUCUGUGCGCUGUGGUACGACACGGGAACAGAGCGCCAUUUAACUCGCCUUUUUUCAAAAUAUUCUUCGCUUUAGGCGUGGUUGAUUUGAUGUAAGUUUUUGGGCUUUAUAUGAAAUUUUUAAAACUUUUAGUUACAUGCAAAUUUUUAGGUUUAAAAAUGAAAUUUUAAAAAUUUUGAGUUUAUGAAAAUUUUUGAAAUUUAAAACGAAAUUUUUAAAAUUUUUAACAUUUUUGAAGUUUAUAGGCUUAAAAUGAAACUAAAGGUUGUCAUAGCAUCAUUUUACGUAGCCAAGCUUUAAUAAGCCAUACAAUUUGUAAUUGUACACAAAUUAACAAUAGCUUGUAUUUUAAGGUACAAUAUUGUAAUGGUCUUUGUGUUUCAGGUGCUACAGUUUAUACCUAUUUAUAAAGAAGCCCAUUUUCUUUGGACUAAUACCAGAAUGGGCCAAGCCAUUCAAUACGCCUAAUGAAUAUGUCAAACUUAUUUAUCCUUGGUUUUAUAUUUUUGGUUAGUUAUCGCUUUUAUUUUUUUUUAAUUUUUGAAAUUAUUUUAUUAUGAAAACUUUAAAAUUAAAUAUUUAAAAUUUUACAUUUUUUCAAAAUUUUAACUUUCAAAUUUUUUAAAAUUAAAAUUUUAGGUUUUUACCAAUAUCAGCUCAUUUUCUUGCUCAAUCUGAACCGAUUUACUUGUUUAGUCACUCCGAGGUUUUAUCUUAAUGUAAGCUGAAAAAAAUUUUAAUCCUACUCUAGCUUUAGCAUUAGCUUGGCCCUAGCGCUUCAAAAACCUUGUAAUUGUUUUGUCAUUGACAUACUUUUUUUAUGUUCUUGCCUGCUUUUUUCUCUUUUUCGUCUUACUCAAGCCUUACCCUAGUCUUCCUUUAGCCAAACCAUGAGCUUACCCUAGCACUACCAUUUCGCUACUUUUGAUCUACCCUAGCCCUAUUUUAGCGUUAUUCUUAGCUCUACCCUAGCCUUACGUUGACUUUACUAAAGCCUUACUCUACCCAUAUUCUACUCUUGCCUUAGCCUCUAACAACCCUUGCCUCACUCUAAAAAUUGUUAUAGUUUGGUCAUUGGCUUAGUACCUUUUUCUUGCCUUUGCCGAUUUUUACUCUAUUUUGUCUCAAUUUAGAUUUUUUCUUAGUUUCACUAUAGUCUAACCCUAGCUUAACGAAAAGCUUGUAUAAUUCUAUAUCUUUACAGUACUGCCAGCACAAGACCACAAAAACUUGCAUUGCUUUACUAGCUGUCCUGUCCUUUAUUAUCGGCUUUCCCGGCUUUCAAAUGCAAGCUCAAAUAAGUGAGUAUACGAUUGAAAUUGACGGUAUCAAUCGUACGAUGCAUUAUGGACCAAUAAUGAAAGGUGAUGUGGCUCCAUAUCUUAGUAUUGUAUGGAGAUUACAUGUGUAUACAUUACUGUUUCUUGGGUUGAUCAUGUAUGCAGUUAUGUUCUUUGUUACUCGAAGAGCUUUGAUCAAAGGGAACGGUCAGAAUCGGAGCAAAAAUCGACCAGAAAUGAAGUUAUUCUACAUGGCAUUGGCGUUGUUUAGCGUCAACUUUGGUUUUGCUAUCUACUUUUGGCUUAGGUAAGGAUUUUUUUGGCAUUUCUUUUACCCUAGCUUAUGUUGCCUCAAGAUAUUCAUAUCUCAUAACUCACUAUGACGCAUAUAACACAGUUACAGAUAAUAAUAUGUAACAUAUGACAAUUUAAAACACAAGUUACAAAGCCCUUUCAGUACUAAAACUACCAGUCAUCUAAACGAGUGGAUUCUGCUAAUUAUGUCUGACAUUUACGACCUUCCAAACGGCAUAAUUUUAUGGUUCACGUGUCGCGACAUACGAAGGGUUGUGUGGAAACCACAAAACUUUAAAUUUAACGAAAAUUUGAAAACGAUUACAGUAACACCGAUUCAACGGACGACUUCUACUCUUUCUACUGGCUACAUAUAA
Messenger RNA from Bursaphelenchus okinawaensis, 2033 nucleotides. Lineage: Eukaryota; Metazoa; Nematoda; Chromadorea; Rhabditida; Aphelenchoididae. The record is from the annotation of a GenBank genome assembly.